AUGGUCCCGAAUCCGACUUAUAGGCAGAGCGGCCGAGCCGACUCUCUGGGCCUGAACCAGGGCUUCAUGAGGAAAGACAUCUUGGACGAGCUCUGUAACAGAAAGGAUCACGAGAAGAUCUUGCCCAAAGUCCUCAAAGCUGUCGCCGAAACCGGCUCUUUGUAUUGGGACGUGAGGAACCGGCUCGGGGAGGAUCCAAUUGUCCAGCGACUGAAGACACUUGUGUUCAAGCAUGCAAAGAGCAUUCAGGAUGCCACCACAGCCCUUUAUGGAGACUCGGCAGAAGUGAGCGAGCUGUGCCUGGACAUGUCCGACUUUAAUCGUUCCUCUCAUGAUUUUGAGAAGUUUGUGGAGCGGCUUACAGAUAUCGUUCCCCGCCAGCAAGAGAUGGGUGAGGAAUCUGACGACGAAGAACCCAUUUCCAGUCUUCCGGGAAUGGUACAAUUUGAAGACACUCUUUUCUUUGUGAACCUACCAGACCUGAACUAUGUGAAACAGCCAUGCUCGCAAGAGACGAUCCGAAAGCUUUUCAACUGGCUUGGGGAACGUCAAGGCGUCAAGACGGUCAACAGACUCUAUAUUCCUGACAACAGCUUGAACCCGCUCAGUGAUGCUUUCAUAGCGCUGUAUGUUCUUGAUAAGUUUACGAUCAAGGCGCUGGAUUGGCGGAAACUGGAUAUCAACCUUGACAUCUUGACUUCAAGCGUGUCGGGCACGAGCGAUUUAACGACCAGAGGGCCGAGGAGAAUGCCGACCUCCAAUACCCGAGAACAUCUCAGGGAGUUGAACCUCUAUUCCAGCGGCAAUUGGAGUGUCCUCUAUCAUUGGAUUAGCGAAGAGGGCCUAGCCAAACUCCCCAAGGGCGCCCACGACAAAGUCACCAGGGAGUACUAUCGGAGUCUUGUGGCUACGUAUAAAAGUAGCCUCACGAAGAUCCACGAUUCGAAGAAGAAGCAGAACAAGAACAAUCCUUCCUUAAAUUACCGCUUCGAGUUGGCUGUUCGGACCGAUUCCCGGUGGGACUAUCCCCGUCCGUUCCAAGAGAUGGAAGAGCCCACUGUGCAAGUUCCUCGGCACAAAUUCACCAGCCUCUUAACCCCAUGCCGGUCCUUCAUGGACGCACAGCUUGCCCGGGCGACUGAUAUCCUGCUGGAGAGAUCGGUCAAGAUCAAGCAUCGGCAUGAAUCAAAGACGUCAAUACCGAGAGAGGAGUUUGAGAAACUCCUACCACCCGAUCAGCUUGCACUGAAGCUUUACGACCACGUCUUCGCCACCGAGCCCGAUCGCCGGAUCAAGGUCGCCAUCAUUGACAAUGGAGCGGACAAGAUUCGAUCGCCCAUUGGAUCGAUGAUUGAGAAGGGGAUCUCGUAUGUGUCAUCGGAUCUCCUAGGGGAAGCACCGCGGCCCUGGUGGAUGGUUGCCGACGCCCAUGGGACUCAGAUGGCCUCCUUAAUUGGCCAGAUCAACCCAUACUGCCGGCUGUACAUUGCACGAGUGGGCAAAGGCCGCGCCGACAUUGAUCCCAAGAAGGCCGCCAAGGCGAUCCACUGGGCCGUGGAGCAGAAGGUUGAUAUCAUCUCGAUGAGCUGGGUGACGAAGAAAAAUGAGGAAGAGCUCGAGAAAGCGGUUAAAGAGGCUGCCCAGACGGAUAAAGGACGCCGCCCAACUCUGAUGUUCUGCUCGACGGCCGACGAAGGAGCGUUUGGCGGACCCGCGUACCCAGUGGACUAUAAAGAACACGUCGUCAGCGUGAGCGCCACCGAUAGCUGGGGCGGCCUGACCUCCAAAACAGAUCGCCAUACUCGGGUGGAUGUUAGUAUCCCGGGCGAGGAUCUGGAGGCAUCCGCGCCGUUUUAUCUGGGGAAUGUGGGCUCCACGGUCUCUGGCUCGUCCGUGGCUACCGCUCUAGCGGUGGGCAUCGCUCCCUUGGCUCUGCUUCUGUUGCGGACGUACAACGAUGGCAGUGAAGACGAGCUGUCAUCCUUUUACACGCGCAAAGGCAUCAUGCGCGUGUUCGAUCGAAUGGAAGCCAGCAAAGGGGGUGUUCAACUUCAGCACUUAUUUCUGCGCGACCCGGUCGAGCCCAGCAAUAUUCACGGGACGAUGGCUAGUACGUGGAAGAUCAAAAAAUUUCUCGAGCCACCAGAGUUGGCUGGAACUUGA
Messenger RNA from Aspergillus terreus NIH2624, 2163 nucleotides. Its product is annotated as S8 family peptidase. The record is from RefSeq and is a predicted model, not a curated record. Lineage: Eukaryota; Fungi; Ascomycota; Eurotiomycetes; Eurotiales; Aspergillaceae. Gene Ontology annotation, biological process: proteolysis. Bases 1 to 2163 code for a protein of 720 amino acids. Gene Ontology annotation, molecular function: serine-type endopeptidase activity. The transcript has 4 exons.